Molecule: messenger RNA, 6765 nt
Organism: Prorocentrum cordatum
Lineage: Eukaryota; Dinophyceae; Prorocentrales; Prorocentraceae
Source: the annotation of a GenBank genome assembly
AGGUCCGUGGCCCUCGGCUCAAGGCAGCUUCGGCAGAUGAGCUCGGGCGCAGGGCCUCGCCGGUGGCCAUGGUCGGCGCCGCGUGCUUCAUCGUGGAGGGCGCCGGCACCAAGGACGUCGAUGGCACGUACGGCAGGACCCCGGACAUGGCCUGCAACGGCGCCGACGUGUUCCGCAAGCCCUCCACCACCUUCGCGCUCCUGCGCCGAGGCUCCGACGACUGGUGUCUGAGGACCUGCGCAGCCCCUCGAGCACCCGCUGGACGCACGAGCUCUACCGGUCGUCCCUCGCUGGCUCGACGGCCACGGCGUCGCCGCCGACAUUCGGCUGGACGGAAGUGGUCGGCUCGCCGCCGGCGCCGAUCGUGCGCGAGGCCAAGGUGGAGCACAUGGUCCGGAGUCGCUCGGUUGCCGCUUCUGGGCGCGGCGGCCACGGGCAUUCGUGGCCGCUGCCAGGCUCGCGGCCAGGCAGCGACCAGGGUCGCCGUGGCGCGCUGCGGGCGCUGGAAGGCCGCCCGAGCUACGUGCCCACGCCCAUGAGGGCCAGCAGCGCCUCUGCCUGCCGGGGCAGCGAGGAGCGGCUGAGAGCUGCGUCGGGGGGCGGCAGGGACGCCCAGAAGUGCCUGUGCUGCUUCCGGGUGGUGCUCGUGCGCCCCAGCGCCCGGGUCCCCUGGGGCUUCGUCUGGGACAGGGACGUCCACGACAGGACGGGCGCUCGGGUCGUGGAGUCGGUGCUGGAUGGCUCCCCGCUCGGUCGGUGGAACUUCUGGCAGGACCUGCGCGGGAGGCCGGACCUCUGCGUGAUAGAGUCUGACCAGCUGAUCAAGGUUGACGGCAAGUGGGCCUGGCACGAUCACGAGGUUGGCGACCAAGAUGGAGAGUCGGCAUCCGCCGCGCCCCCAGGCCACGGGACGAGCAUCCCCAUAGUAUUAGAUUUUGCUCGACCUGCAACCCGCCAGCUGGUGCCGCUGCGGCCGCAGCUGGAGGUGAACGAGGCCACGGCGACCCUGGUCUUGGACUGGUCCAUGUCAAAGUUUGACCGCGCCCGCGGCUGGGCCCUCUGCAUCCAAGACGUGAGUAGUGGCGACUGGUACGCUGUCGACGGCUUUACCUCGACGGCGAUGCCCCUGACGAGCCCCAAGCUGAACGAUGUGGGCGCCUUCAGACCAGACCACCUGUCUGCCUGGGUCUCGGCGGGGCUCCCGUCGGGGCGCACGUACUCGGCCUGCGUUGCAUCUCUCGGGAGCUCUGGCUGGACGGCCUUCUCUGGCAUGUCCCGGCCACUGUCGCUGCCAAAGUUCCGGAGCGCUUGUGGCAAGCACCGCGAGAGCCAGAGACGGGACGACUGGCCAGAGCGGCCCCGCUUCGCUUGUCCGUCCAGGCUGAUCGCCGGGGCCUCGGCGCCCGUGGAGCUGGUCAGCGGGCCCCGGGUGUUCUCGGCCAAGAGGCGGCGGCUGCUUCUUGAGAUGAUCAUGCAGAGCCCGCCGACCGCUCUGCCCGGGCCCGUCAGGUGGGGCAUCCGCCUCCACUUGGGCUCCCUGGAGCGGGGCGGCGCCGAGCGGGAGGUGGUCGCAGUGUACCGGCUGGAGCCCGGCCUCGCGGCCCACAGGUGGUGCCAGGCGCAGCAGAGCGCGACCUUCCACGGCGCAGCCGUGUCGACGUGGCUCUGCCCUGGGGACGUGAUCGCCAGCGCCAACGGGCUCACCCAGCCGGCGGCGAUCCUCAGGGAGGUGCGGCGCGGCCCGGGGGCCCUCGUCCUCCUGGUGGAGCGCGAGACCGAGGGGCCCAGCGGUGCCGAAGAAGACCACGCGAUGCAGGACCCCGUGUCUGCGGCGGGCGCUCUCGACGACGAGGAGGUGCUCCGGUUGAACAGCCGGCUCGACCAGGACGCCGCGAAGGCCGCGGAGGAGGUGGAGUGGUUCGUGAUGCUGCCCGAGCUCGAGGGCAAGAUAGUGACAACGAUGGUUGGGACUCGUCUGCUCGAUCUUGGGGGGCAACUCAAAGAGAUGACCGAAGCUCUGGCAUACCCGAGUCUCUUCAAGGAUGCCCAGGAGCGGAUGAGGGUCGAGGCCCAUCAUCCCAAGGUUUCCACCAUCCUGGAGGAGAUUACGGCGAACCGGGUAACGCCGACUGGGCGGAGCAGCUUCUCCCGCCGCGGCACAGCUUGGGGAGGAGAAGGCAACGGGCGAAGCAACGAGUCCGCGCACGGGACAGGAGGUGAGCGACGAAGUGCGCAAUUCUUCAACAGGCGCCUCUCCAGCCAGGGGGCGAACAUGCACCUCCUCUUCAUGGCCCUGCGGUUCGCCAUGGCCAACCCGAGCUCGAACGAGAAGCUCCUGCAGGACGCCAUCGACCUCUUCGGCACCGCGUCCAAGGACGUCCAGACCUCGCAGGCGGGGACCGCGCUCGUCCACCGGGCCCGCUCGCUCUUGGAGCUGUGGCAGUGGCGCCGGAGCUGCGCCCAGGCGCGCACCGAGCUCGCCCAGGCGCACCAGGCCAUGCUGAAGGAGGAGGCGCGGGGCCCGCCGGCGGUGACGGACACGCCGCCCUAUGACCUGAGCGAGCUCCACAGGGCGGUCGAGCGGGCGAAGCCGUACAGCAGCGAGUUCACGUUUGAGUUCACGGAGGCCACGGAGUCCCUGUCGAGGCUGAGGUCGGCGAACCAGAGGUGCAUGGCCCAGAGGAGGAUGGACGUCGUCGCCGCCGAUCCCAAGGAGCACCCGUCGGCCCUCGAGGCGGCCGUCGUCGAGGCCGAGAAGGUGGGCGUGGACCCGGGCCUGCUGGCAGAUGUGCGGCGCGGCGUGGACGAGGCCAAGCAGCGGAAGCACCAGGAGGCGCAGCACGACGAGCUCUUCGCCGCAGUUCAGGACCUCCAGGGCGCGCUGGGCCCCAGGACCGUGCCGCCCGCGGGCACGUCGGAGCAGAGGCGCGUGCGGGCAGCCCUGGCCAGCUCUGGCCUGCCCGGCGACCACCAGCUCGUGCUCACGGCUCAGGGUCUGCUGGACGAUUGGGAGAACAGCCACGCUGCGCUGAGGGCGGAGGUGAAGCUGAAGAACGCCGAGAAGCGCUGCCUCAAGGGGUUCAAGCUCACCGAGCAGUCGGCAGGGCCGACGCUGGCGAGCACCAUCGCGGAGGUGGCGCAGCGGGGCGUGAGCGCGGACAUGCUGGAGCACGCGAAGAGGACGUUGAGCACUUGGCGGGAAAAGCAGGUCAACGUUUGCUUGGAGAACCUCCAGCUGGCUAUCAACACCAAGAGCGAGGAGUUCCUGAAAGAAGCAAUCAAGGAUGCCAGGGUGGGCGGAGUGCCCGCGCACUUCCUCGAGGACGCCACCCAGAAGCUGCUCAGGUUGCGGCUGGAGGAGGAGGUCACUGGGUCGCUCACCACCGCCAUGGAGUCGGGCGACAUCGAGCAGCUAGAGCUGGCCAUCCAGCAGGCGCACAACGGGAUGUUCGUGGAGGAGGAGAGCCCGACCCUCACGUCCGCCGUCCUGCAGGUGCACCUCCGGCUAUGGGCCCGUGAGUUUAACCAGGUGCUCAAGGAGAAGAGCAUCAGCGGGAUGGACAGGUUCGUGCCGACGGCGCGGGAGGCGAUGGAGCGGUCCAGGGAGGCGCUGCAGACGAUGGCUGGGUCGGACGCGGGCGAGGUGGCGAUCCGCACGCUCGAGCGCGAGCUCCGUGCUCUGGACCUCCUGCUGCCCAAGUUCGAGAACUUUGCGGCCGUCAGCAGCGCCGAGAGCCAGCUGCGCCGAGUCCUCGGUGCGGUGGAAAAGUACGCGCAAGACCUGCCCUUCGUGAUCGACAGGGCCAGAGAGCAGCUGCCCCGAGGCCUCGACGCCCAGCUGCUCCAGGAGUGCGUCGAGCAGUCGCAGCACCACGGCAAGACGGUGGAGGCCCUCAGGUCUGCGGUGGCACAGCCGGACGUUCCGCUGAUGCAGCUGAAAUCCGCGAUCGUCACGGCGCGGUUGGCAGGCGCCGACCAAGACCUGAUCGACAGCGGGCUGAGUACCCUCCAUGCCAGGGACCCAGGCCUCUGGCAGUACACCAACACAGAGCUGGAGCUGCUCCUCGCGUUGACAGAGGCCGACGACAUCGAGGAACUCGACGUGGAAGGCAGGUUCUUGCGGCUGCAGGACGCGGCUGAGAAGGCCAAGAGGCUGAGUCCGCCGCUCUCACGGGACACGCUCGCGGAGGUCGACGCGGUGUACCUCGCCUUGGCCGCAGAGCAGUCUCUCAAGUUCGCAGUGCGCGACGCGGAGGCAGCGCUGGCUAACAGAUGGGCGCCCACCGAGGAGAUAUCGGCCUGCGUGGGCAACCUCGAGCAGGCGCGCCUCUCCGUGGAGCAGUCCGCGCUGAGGAGCGUGAGGGACAAAAUGCUGGGACACGCCGACAGGCUCCAGUACCUCCUUCGGGGCGAGGCAGGCGCUCGUCUUGACGCCAAGCAGAGGAUGGCCGAGAUCUGGAUGGAGAGCCACCUUCAGGAUCUGAAGCUGGCGCUGCGAGACGCGCGGGAGGCAUUCGUGCCGGAGCACCUGCUCGCCGGCAUUUACACCGAGCUGCGGAGGAGGAAGCUGGAGUUCAUCGCCAAAGAUUGGCGAGCUGCCAGCAUCGCUGGCAACCACCAGGCGGCGCUUGCGUACUGGCACCGCGGCGUGGCCCUGGAGGCGGCCAAGGAGAGGAGCGGCGAGGACUGGCUGCGUGACCACCUGCCAGGCAUGGAGAACAAGUGGACUCGGGGCACCACCAUCGUCGGGCAGUUCAAGAGGGACGGAGGCGGAUCCUUCGGCUCGCAGACCUGGCGAGAGAACCCGUACUUCUUCGUCCGACCAGUCCUCGACGAGGAGGAGCUCGACGAGUCGGGUCGCGAGACGACGCCUGGUGGCCCUAUCCAGGUGACGGUCUACGCUGUGGAGGCCAGUGCGAGCACGGCCACGCUGGAGGUGCACGCCGUGCAGAACAAGCAGGAUGUGGCCAUGGCCGGCUGCGGCACCCAGCUGCUGCCAGGGUUCCAGGUGCUCGCGUCCUCGAGCCCCGACCAGGACGUCCCGCACUGCUCCUUCCAGGUGGACGCUCAGGCGGAGGAGCUGCAGCCCGUCUUCAUCGUGCCCUCCGUGGCCGUGGGCGAGGAGGGGGGCUUCCGGCUCCUGGUGGAGGCGAGCCGCCCGGUGGAGAUCGUGGAGGUCGGGCCCUCCCAGAGGCUGUCCUGGCAGCUCGUCGCGGAAGAGGAUGUGGAGUGGGCCGCCCGACAGCCGCACUCCGUGGUCCGGGGCGGCGGCCGCCCCGCGUCUGGCGCGCCGCGCCUGUCGUGGUAUCGCAACCCGCAGUUCGAGGUCGAGUACACCGGGGAGGAGCCCGCGUGGCAGCACGACGUCUUCCAGCCAGGGACGGCGUCCUCCAGCGUGGAGAAGCAGUCGGACGACGCGGAGAAGCCGUCGGCCGAGGAGAUCCCCAGCACUACCCCGGACGAGCUGCUCUUCGUGUUGCUGGUGCCGGUCGACAAGAGGCACGUCCAUCCAGCGGCGCUGCACCUGCUCAGGAACAAGCAGCCCCAGGCUCAGGAGGGCCUCAGGCAGAACCCGUGGCACCACGAGCUGCUGGCCAGCAGCUGCGGCCCGAAGGGGAGCGGCUACUCCACCGACAGCGAGCUGGGCGCCGUCUGCGUGGUGCAGCGCAAACGCGACGAGAAGAUCAUCGUGGUGCCGAGCCUGGAGUCGGAGCAGGCCGUGGCGAGGUACAAGAUCAGGUUUUUCUCCACGGCCAGCGUCGCCGUCACGCGGGUCUGACGCCGCCCGACGCCCACGGCCUGCUGCUGCGACCAGACAUUCCGCCUGUGGGACUCCCCGCUUGUGGGGCUCCCCGGCUUCCUUUCCUUCCUCUCUUCCUCCUCCACCCUCUGCGGAGUGAGCCUUAGCUGGACACAUACAUGUACACCGAUCCUGGCCAGUCGAAUCCUGGGCCAAGGAUUGGUGAACACGCCUUCAUGGCGAGACCAGGAGGGUGUGAGGAGAGGGAGUGCUCCCUCCUUCCUCUUCCUUGCCUCCCUCCUCCCCUCCAUCCUCCAGGCUCACCCCCUUGGCUACUUCUGCAGGACUCGUGCGCUCGUUCAGAAUUCGCGCACGGUGUACAGCUCGAGCACUGGGAAUUCGUCUCCUCCGCCCUUUUGGAGGGUCCAGCUGCUGCAGUCCGAUUCCUCCUUCGAAUUUCCCUCUGGCUUCGGCUGUGCCGUAGCGUGCUCGCUAUCUGGAGCGGCGCGCUUGAGAGAAUUUGAUGCUGCCGCCAGUGAGGGCGGGGAGAUGGAGGGGGCGCCAGCCGACGGUGGCGGUUUUUCACGCGGCGUCAACGGUGACGGCCGCCGUGGCCGUUGCAAGGCGCGCAGCAGUCCCCUGUGCGGCGUGUGCAGCCGCCUCAGCACAGCCCGCGCGGCCUCCGUGUUGAGGGAGAUACGGUCAGGAACUUUGGCUUUGCGUGUUGCUCCGCCGGUUCUGGCCCACAACGCCUCGGCGCGACGCGCUAUCCACGUCCCCAUUCCUGACGACACGCCAUCCGCUCGCAAGGCACAGCGUGCUGCCAGGGCCGCCGCCGCGACGCGUCGUGCAGACCUGCUCCUGGCGAACUGUCGAGGGGCCGCUGGCCGCACUGCUCUGCUAGGAGGGCGCCGCCCUCCCCUCGUGGCGCCCGCCGCGCGCUCGGGCAGGACCGCGCAGACCCCUGGCUUUUCGCGCCCUGCCGCUUCUCCUCCUCCUCCUCCUCCCCCUUCUCCUCCUCCUCC